Melitaea cinxia (Glanville fritillary) is the source of this 606-nucleotide messenger RNA. RefSeq names its product endoplasmic reticulum junction formation protein lunapark-A-like. The record is from RefSeq and is a predicted model, not a curated record. Gene Ontology annotation, biological process: endoplasmic reticulum tubular network organization. The transcript has 7 exons. NCBI's taxonomy places the organism in Eukaryota, Metazoa, Arthropoda, Insecta, Lepidoptera, Nymphalidae. Gene Ontology annotation, cellular component: endoplasmic reticulum tubular network. The coding region runs from base 1 to 606 and encodes 201 amino acids.
AUGGAGGUCGCUAAGGAGAUAUUAGACAAGUACGGCUGUCCAGAGGAGCAAUCGAAAGCGUUCAAACCCUUACCGGCACUCAACGCGACUACCGUGAUUAGAACCCCACCAGGUAGACUUAACUCGACACCGGUGCAGAUACGACCAAGAUUAGCGAUACAGCACUCAACGCCGAUAACGAACAAUAAUCAUAAUUUAGUGCCAGUCAAUACUCCAACGGCUUUGUACAAGGGGCCGCGACUAAAGUCGGAUCAGUUGCCGCGACCGCUCCCAGAUAGAAACCGCUCUGUGUUAGAAAAAGUGGUCGACUAUCUCUUAAAAGACGGACCGAACCAUCGCAUGGCGCUGAUAUGCAGUACCUGCUUCUCAGAUAACGGCAUGGCGAUGGCGGAGGAGUUCGAGUACGUGUCGUACGUCUGCGCGUACUGCGGGAAGCUGAACGCGGCGUGCAAGCAGCGCCCCGCCGCGCCGCUGCUGGCGCCCGCGCGCGCCGUACUGCCCGCGCUGCCGGGUGCUAGCGAUGACUCGUCAGUGGCCAGUUCAAGCGACAGCGAGGAUGAGAAGCAUGACAAUGAUACCAUUAACCCUUUAAGUGGCGGUAAGUGA